UUGUCUACGACUAAAAAGCUUUCUUCUUUUAUGCAUGCAAAUGAAGUAGUCGGCACCAAGACUUUGAGUUUUGCUUUUCGUGGGGAUUGUUUUGGUAACACUAGAAAGACUGAUUUGUUUCCCUUUUUUGUUCGUGUUGUGGUCCGUUGCGACAACUUGGCGAUUUUUUUGAGAUAGCUUACAGCGAGAAGUGAAUCAAGUAGAAGAUUAAAGAUCCGGCGAAUGAGGUACACGUGUCAAAAUAGUAAAUCCCAUGUCACAAUCUCCGGCGGGGAUGGUGGCACUGAGAGGAAGGGUGGUAAUUUGUGGGGUGAAGAUAAGAAAGAAGCGAAGAAGAUAGAAGAAUUGUUUGGUGCAAAAGCUAACGAUUGUGAUGAGUCAAAGGAAGAGUCUUUGUCGUUAACAUCUCUGAGAAAUGAUGUUGUUUUGGAAGAUGACUUUGUUUCGUCUUAUGGAUCAGCUUCGGUUAUAGGGAGGAGGAAAGAGAUGGAGGAUACAAUGAAGGUGGAGUUGGGGUUUUUGAGUUUUAAUGGAGGUGAAAAGAAGUAUGAUUUUUUUGGUGUUUAUGAUGGACAUGGUGGGGCUCUUGUGGCAGAGGCUUGUAAAGAGAGGUUGCAUGGAGUUAUUGUGGAGGAGAUAAUGGAGAGAAAGCUCGGAAAGAAAGGGGUUAGUGGUGUGGAGUGGGAGGAGUUGAUGGAAGAUUGUUUUAGGAGGAUGGAUGAGGAGGUGGUGAAGAAUAAGAUGAUUGGGUCCACGGCGGUUGUUGCGGUGGUUGGGAAGGACGAGGUUGUGGUAGCUAAUUGUGGGGACUCCAGAGCUGUGAUUUGUAAAAAUGGGGUCGCUGCUCCAUUGUCUGUUGAUCAUAAGCCCGACAGACCUGAUGAGUUGGAGAGGGUUGAGGCGGCAGGUGGAAGGGUUAUAAACUGGAAUGGACACCGGAUUCUUGGAGUUCUUGCCACUUCUAGAUCCAUAGGCGAUGAGUAUCUCAAACCAUUUGUAUCAUCCAAACCAGAUGUCACCGUGAUUGAACGAACCGAAGAUGAUGAAUUCCUCAUCCUAGCCAGCGAUGGCCUCUGGGAUGUCAUCGCCAACGAACUCGCAUGCCGGGUCACAAAGAGGUGUCUAAGUGGCCGGAUGAGGAGGAGGGAGUCACAGGGAGUCGUGAGCGAGAGUUGUCGCGCAGCUGAGGCAGCGGCAGUGCUAACCGAGCUUGCAAUGGCUCGGGGUAGUAAAGAUAACAUCACUGUGAUCGUUGUCGAGCUAAAGAAGCGCAGCAGCAUUUCCUGUUAAUAUAGAGUAUUUAACAUACGUAUGCGUACAGUAUAGUACCUGUUUAUAUUUAUAUUUUUUUCGUUGUAUUUGACUUUGAAAUACUAUUACUAGAUCUAGAUGGAUCGUAAACUUUCUGCUUCAA
Molecule: messenger RNA, 1414 nt
Organism: Populus euphratica (Euphrates poplar)
Lineage: Eukaryota; Viridiplantae; Streptophyta; Magnoliopsida; Malpighiales; Salicaceae
Product: probable protein phosphatase 2C 51
Exons: 3
Coding region: 223-1290 (355 amino acids)
Biological process (GO): protein dephosphorylation
Molecular function (GO): cation binding; protein serine/threonine phosphatase activity
Source: RefSeq, a predicted model, not a curated record